Drosophila hydei is the source of this 3964-nucleotide messenger RNA. RefSeq names its product formin-like protein (gene Frl). Gene Ontology annotation, molecular function: microtubule binding; actin filament binding; small GTPase binding. The record is from RefSeq and is a predicted model, not a curated record. Gene Ontology annotation, cellular component: cytosol; actin filament. Bases 78 to 3608 code for a protein of 1176 amino acids. Lineage: Eukaryota; Metazoa; Arthropoda; Insecta; Diptera; Drosophilidae. The transcript is spliced from 9 exons. Gene Ontology annotation, biological process: cell migration; regulation of cell shape; cortical actin cytoskeleton organization.
GCGGCGGCUGGUGCAGCACAAUAACAACAGCAACAACUGGCGCUGCAUCGGCGGGCAGCGGCCGCUUUGCAACCAUAAUGGGCGCAGUCAAAUCUCGUCAUAUCACCAACGCCGACAUGGAUCGAGAGGAGGAACAGCAUCAACGUCAACAUCAACAUCAGCAGCAGCCGCCCUUGCACCAACACCAGAACACACACUCCAUGCAACGAAAUGGCCAUCCCAAUGCGACGCUCCAAAAGCAGGAUCUGCGCUACGACAUCGGCUCCAGCUCCCAGUACCAUCAUGUGAGGCAGCCGAGUGUGCGCAGUCGCAGCCAGCAGCCUAUGCCCACCACCGAUGAGCUGGAUCGUCGAUUUGCCAAAGUCUUGGCUUCGAUGGAUCUGCCGCCGGACAAAGCAAAGCUCUUGCGCAAUUACGAUGACGAGAAGAAGUGGGACAUGAUAUGCGAUCAAGAAAUGGUGCAGGCGAAGGACCCACCCUCCCAUUAUUUGAGCAAACUGCGAACAUAUUUGGAUCCAAAGGCAUCGCGCAGUCAUCGGCUUUACCUAUUCUACUUUCUUUGUCAGAAACGUAAGAUGGUCGGGGAAUCGACGUCCACACAGGUGCUGCGGGAUCUAGAGAUCUCGCUGCGCACCAACCAUAUCGAAUGGGUCAAAGAGUUUCUGGACGACACCAACCAGGGCCUAGAUGCUCUCGUUGAUUAUCUCAGCUUUCGGCUGCAGAUGAUGCGACACGAACAGCGUUUGCAGGGCGCUCUGUGUGCAUCCGAGGAACGUUUGAAUUUGAUAAACGGCCUCGAUGCCAGUGAGGUGGUGUUGAACAACAGCUCGUUGAGUCCCGGCGGUGUUAGCGGCAAUGCCAGUCUGGCAAACGGCUCUCUACUGCUAGACGGCUCCCGACAGCAGACUGGCACCCAUAGCACUCAUUCGCAUUCCUAUAGCUUUGUGCGACCCACUAUUUCCGAGGUGUUGGACAGUCCCAGCCUGAAGCGACGUUCGCGUCACAUCGCCAAACUGAAUAUGGGCGCUGCCACAGAUGAUAUACACGUCUCCAUCAUGUGUCUGCGAGCAAUUAUGAACAACAAAUAUGGCUUCAAUAUGGUCAUCCAGCAUCGUGAGGCGAUAAACUGCAUUGCUCUGAGUCUGAUUCACAAGUCGUUGCGCACCAAGGCGCUGGUGCUGGAGCUGCUGGCGGCGAUUUGUCUGGUCAAGGGGGGGCAUGAGAUCAUAUUGGGUUCGUUUGAUAAUUUCAAGGAUGUGUGCCAAGAGCAGCGACGCUUCCAGACGCUCAUGGAAUACUUCAUGAAUUUUGAGGCCUUUAAUAUUGAUUUCAUGGUUGCCUGUAUGCAGUUCAUGAACAUUGUGGUUCACUCCGUCGAGGACAUGAACUACCGCGUCCAUUUGCAGUACGAGUUUACGGCUCUCGGCUUAGAUAAGUAUCUAGAACGCAUACGGCUAACCGAGUCUGAAGAACUCAAGGUGCAAAUAUCCGCCUACUUGGACAAUGUUUUUGAUGUGGCUGCACUGAUGGAGGAUUCGGAAACUAAAACGUCUGCAUUGGAGCGUGUGCAGGAGCUAGAGGAUCAGCUGGAGCGCGAAAUAGAUCGCAAUUCCGAGUUCUUAUACAAAUUUGCCGAGCUGGAGACGGAGAACCAAACGCUGAAAACGGAGCGCGAACAGUUGGCCAUGAUGCGACAACAGUCUGAGGAGCAGCUCAAUGCGCUCCAACGCAUGCUGCAACAGAAUGAACAGGAGCUCAAGAAACGUGAUACACUGCUACACAAUAAGAAUCUGGAGCUGCAAACACUUUCUCGUUCACUGCCGCGCUCUGCUUCCAGCGGUGAUGGUUCCUUGGUGAACGGCAGUCUGCUGACGGGCUCAGCGACUGGCGCAGUAUCACCGCCGCCUCCACCGCCGCCACCAAUGCCAGCCACAACAGCACCACCACCACCGCCACCUCCAGCGCCACCUGCACCGCCGCCGCCUCCCAUGAUGCAGGGUCUGAGUCCACUGUGCAGUCCGAAUGGUAGCGUUACAUCAACAGUUCCCUCCCCGCCUCAUGCGCCCCAUAUGCUAAGCACGUUCCAGCCACCACCACCACCAGUUGCUGGCUUCAUGCCAGCUCCGGAUGGUGCAAUGACCAUCAAGCGCAAGGUGCCCACCAAAUAUAAGCUGCCAACGCUUAACUGGAUAGCGCUCAAGCCGAACCAGGUUCGUGGAACCAUAUUCAAUGAGCUGGACGACGAGAAGAUCUUCAAGCAAAUCGACUUUAACGAAUUCGAAGAACGUUUCAAAAUCGGCAUUGGUGGUGGUCUUCACAAUGGCACCAAUGGCAGUGAGGUGGAUGGCUCGCUCUCAUCCUAUCCCAGUAAACGUUUCAAAAAGCCCGAUAAUGUUUCGCUGCUGGAACACACGAGGUUAAGAAACAUAGCAAUCUCUCGUCGUAAAUUGGGCAUGCCCAUUGACGAUGUUGUUGCGGCCAUACAUAGUUUAGAUUUGAAGAAGCUAUCGCUGGAAAAUGUGGAGCUGCUGCAAAAGAUGGUACCCACUGAUGCGGAGGUUAAGGCCUACAAGGAAUUCAUAAUCGAACGCAAGGAUCAGCAGUUGCUCACCGAGGAAGACAAAUUCAUGUUGCAAUUGUCACGCGUUGAACGCAUCUCCUCCAAGCUAGCCAUUAUGAAUUAUAUGGGCAAUUUUGUCGAUAGUGUACAUCUCAUUAGUCCGCAAGUUAUAGCGAUUGCCAGUGCCUCAAACUCCCUAAAGCAGUCUCGCAAGUUCAAAGCUGUGCUGGAAAUAGUGUUGGCGUUUGGCAACUAUCUUAAUAGCAACAAGCGUGGACCGGCAUAUGGCUUUAAGCUGCAAUCUCUGGACACAUUGAUAGACACAAAGUCUACUGAUAAGCGGUCUUCGUUGUUACAUUACAUUGUAGCCACGAUAAGGGCCAAAUUUCCGGAGCUUUUGAACUUUGAAUGCGAGCUAUAUGGCACAGAUAAAGCGGCCUCUGUUGCAUUGGAGAACGUUGUGGCUGAUGUGCAGGAGCUAGAUAAGGGCAUGGAGCAGGUGCGCAAGGAAGUCGAGUUGCGUGUUAAGGGCACACAGACGCACAUAUUGCGGGACUUCCUGAACAAUUCUGAGGACAAGCUGAAAAAGAUUAAAAGCGAUCUGCGGUUGGCUCAGGAUGCGUUCAAGGAGUGUGUGGAAUACUUUGGGGACUCGUCCCGAAAUGCGGAUGCGGCUGCAUUCUUUGCGUUGAUAGUGCGCUUCACACGUGCCUUCAAACAACUUGAUCAAGAGAACGAGCAGCGUCGACGACUGGAGCAGGCAGCCGCUUUGGCAGCAACGAAAAAAGAGAGUGAUCAGGUCAUGCUGCGCAACAAAUUCAAUCAAAAAAAGCAACAGGAUGCCGUCAUCAAUGAACUGAAGACCAAAACGCAUUCGGUGCGCGAAAAGAAGCUGCUGCAACAGGACGAGGUCUACAACGGAGCUCUCGAGGAUAUAUUGCUGGGGCUCAAGAACGAGCCAUAUCGAAGAGCAGAUGCUGUGAGACGCUCCCAACGCCGACGCAUCGAUAAUCGUUUAUCACGCACUCUAGAGGAAAUGGACUGCUAGACUGACUGGCUGGUUAGUUAGUUAGUUGGCUGGCUGGCUGUAGAACUGGGCAGAGGCAAAAAUCAAAAUUCAAAAACUAAUCGAAAAACGAAUGUGUGAAAGUCUUAGAUAAAGAAACUAAAAUAUGUGAUUGGGCGAUUCAAUUGUUUAGACAGAGACACUCAGACACAUACAGACACACAUUUACAGAAAUACACACAUUCCCCGCUUUUAACAUUGUGCUAUCAUUGAAAUAUAUAUUUUUCGUUUUUAUUUUCGUAAAAUACCAAAAUUUAACAUUUUUCCAGUACUCUUUGUUCAGUACCUAUUCUGUGAAUCUCUUUCUUGCUAUUGAGAUAUUCUGUCGCCAAAUUUUA